GCCAAACAAGCAGUUUUCAGCUGGACAGAACCAUGAAGCUGCUGGUGUUGGCUUUGGCUGCUGCCCUGCUGUUUACAACUGGUGAGGCCCUUGACUGUCAUCGGUGUGUCUCCAAAAAGGCUGGAGGCUCCUGCGAGUUGACGGUGGAGACAUGUAGACCAGAGAAGGAUGCCUGUGCUGCUGCCCAGUUCAGCAGUGCGCCAUAUGGCCAGUUCCAGAAAUGCAUGGCUCUGUCAGACUGUCAGGCGCUGCAAGCCAACGCCUACAUUGAUAUCAAAUGUUGCAGCGAAGACAUGUGCAACACAUUUUAA
This is a messenger RNA of Myripristis murdjan (pinecone soldierfish), 311 nucleotides long. It is a transcript of the gene ly97.3, whose product is annotated as lymphocyte antigen 97, tandem duplicate 3. The transcript has 4 exons. NCBI's taxonomy places the organism in Eukaryota, Metazoa, Chordata, Actinopteri, Holocentriformes, Holocentridae. The record is from RefSeq and is a predicted model, not a curated record. Bases 33 to 311 code for a protein of 92 amino acids.